CCCAUGCUGUAGAUCAAGCCAAGCCAAACUACUGGAUCAGUCAUCCAGUUCAUAGCAAAGGACUGCAGGCUGUCCACUUUGUUUUCCUCUGCUACAUUUGACAACCCCAUGUGUGGUGACAUCCUGUUAAACCUUGAAUAUGAGUGGAGAGCUGGAAUUUGGUGGUUCCUAUUUUCCACUUCUGAACUUGAACCCUCCCCCCACAAGCCGUGCUGCUUCUGCUUGUCUUUCCAUCUGCUCUAGUUGCAGUAGCUCAGUAUCUUGGACACAGGCCUGCCUAGCACUCUGCAAUUUGUUUUUUUUUUUUUUUAGUUUAUUUAAAACAUUUGUAUGCUGUCCAGUUGUGCCACAGCACCUCUGCUGAUUUAGUCAAGUCGUGAGGGUGCUCUUAGGCCUUUUAAUACUGAACAUAAAUGGCAAAUGCUUACAGGAUUGGAGUCAAAGUGAGUCUGCUGAGAAACCCCAAAGUUUGCAAAAGCGUGGUUUCUUCCCAACCCCCUAAGAGCUGCGUGUAGGCAGCAUUUCCAGUAUUUGUGGAAUGUCAGGAAAAUGGAAUGGCUGGCUACAAUCCUGAGCAGAAUCACGCAUCGGAAGAGGGAGGAUACAUGGCAGCGUUUUAUUGUAAAUCCCAGUUUUUCUUUACUAAAAUGACGUGUGGAGCCCUGACUCAGUGAGGUUGUGUGAAAUAUCAUGUAUGGCACACAUACUUGAUCAGGGGGCCAUAGCAGGAGGCUGCAAUGUGGCCUGCAUGUGGAUGAUCUCAGGGUGCCUCCGGCAUUCUUGAGAAGACUCUGUGGUCCAGCACACUCCUGUCUUGUACAGAGGUAAGUGACAGAUUGAUUGAACACUGCACUACUAUGCACACUUCCUCUUCUCUUCAGUACGAUGCUGUUCCAAUCCAGCCCAGCGUGGUUUUAUGUUCCUGCCCAUCUCCAUCCAUGGUGAGGAACCAGGCAGACUCCAGCUCUUCACCUGUUUCAGCCACGUUUGGCAGCAGGCAGGGACUGAACAUGGAAAGCACCACAGCUGCAUCAAGGGCAAAUGCAAACUCUUUACCACAACCUCCUCAACCUCGAAAGAAACGCCCUGAGGACUUUCAGUUUGGGAAGAUUCUGGGUGAAGGAUCUUUCUCAACCGUCGUCUUGGCCAGAGAAUUGACUACCUCCAGAGAGUAUGCCAUUAAAAUUCUGGAGAAGCGUCACAUCAUAAAGGAGAACAAGGUGCCCUAUGUGUCACGAGAGAGAGAUGUCAUUUCCCGCCUGGAUCAUCCCUUCUUUGUUAAACUCUACUUCACAUUUCAGGAUGAUGAAAAGCUCUAUUUUGGCCUUAGCUAUGCCAAAAACGGAGAGCUUCUAAAAUACAUUCGCAAGAUUGGCUCAUUUGAUGAGACAUGCACGAGGUUUUAUACUGCUGAAAUUGUGGCUGCAUUAGAAUACUUGCACGGAAAGGGAAUUAUUCACAGGGACCUUAAGCCAGAGAACAUCUUGCUAAAUGGAGACAUGCACAUUCAGAUUACAGACUUUGGGACAGCAAAAAUAUUGUCUGCAGAUACCAAUCAAGCACGGGCAAAUUCCUUUGUUGGAACAGCACAGUAUGUAUCUCCAGAGCUGUUAACGGAGAAGUCUGCCUGCAAAAGUUCUGAUCUCUGGGCUCUUGGCUGCAUCAUAUACCAGCUUGUAGCGGGGUUACCACCAUUCAGAGCUGGAAAUGAAUAUCUUAUUUUUCAAAAGAUAAUCAGAUUGGAGUAUGAAUUCCCCGAGAAGUUCUUUCCUAAGGCAAAAGAUCUUGUAGAAAAGCUUUUGGUUUUAGAUGCUACCAAGCGGUUAGGCUGUGAAGAAAUGGGAGGGUAUCAACCCUUGAAGGCUCAUUCAUUUUUUGAUUCCAUUACCUGGGAGAAUCUGCAUCAUCAAACUCCACCCAAGCUCACAGCAUAUUUGCCUGCCAUGUCAGAAGAUGAUGAGGAUUGCUAUGGAAAUUAUGACAAUCUCCUGAGUCAGUUUGUCUGCAUGCAAGUUUCCGGCUCGGCCUCUUCUCAGUCGCUGUCUUCCCCAGAGACGUGUCCCCUGCAGACCUCAGGCAACAACAUAGAGCAAUAUAUCCAUGACCUUGACAAUAAUUCCUUUGAGUUGGAUCUCCAGUUCUCUGAAGAGGAGAAAAGGUUGCUAUUGGCAAAACAGGCUAGUGGAAAUCCUUGGCACCAGUUUGUAGAAAAUAAUUUAAUACUGAAAAUGGGGCCAGUGGACAAGAGGAAGGGUCUAUUCGCUCGCCGGCGCCAGUUGUUGCUCACUGAAGGGCCACAUCUGUACUACGUGGACCCGAUCAACAAGGUUCUGAAAGGGGAGAUUCCAUGGUCACCGGACCUCCGGCCAGAAGCAAAGAACUUCAAGACCUUUUUUGUUCACACACCCCACAGGACAUACUACCUGAUGGACCCGAGUGGGAACGCUCAUAAGUGGUGCAAAAAGAUACAAGAGGUUUGGCGACACAGAUACCCCCAGAACUCUGCGAAAUGAGGCUGCCCCUAAAUGCCCCGUCUCACUCCUUGCUGCUAGAGCGCCACGUGCUCCCAGCCAGAGGACUUCCUAGCCCAGCUAAACAUCCAUCUCCAGGGCCAAAACUAGUUCCUUUUCUAAGGAAAUGCCCAACCAAUGGAAUUCAGGGUUGCUUUGCUUGCUUUUGUGCUUCUGUUGAGGCUUUCACACACACAUGCACAUAUUCUUUGCUGCCGUGAGUUACUACCUUGGCUUCUGCUGCAGUCUAGUGGACUUUGCAUCGCUGGCUUUGCUGUAGAUCAGUUAAGCAAAGCCAAUCUAAUCCACUUGCACAGCCCAGAUCAUGGGGGGCUGUAUUAUUACUGUGACUUUCCAAUUUAUCAUGCAACUGUUUUGUCAGGGAGCUCUGAAAGGUUUCCAUGUGAAGUUGCCAUUGUUGCUGCUGCCACUGCGUGCGUGCCUUCCGUCCUUCCGUCCUUCCGUCCUUCCUUCCUUCCUUCCUUCCUUCCUUCCUUCCUUCCUUCCUUCCAGUUGGUUUGUUGGUGUCCAGCACUUGUAACUGCUGCGGACAUACGCCCAUGCAAAACUCUCCAGGUCAUGUCCAGUUGCAGGAUUCUCCAUGGAUGGUACUUUCUUUUAAUCACAUCUUGCAGAUACACUCCGGCACAGUGGUAAGAGGGGAAAACGUUAAACAUGUCACUUGAAAGUCUGGCCAUUCUAAUUUCAUAAAAUUUUAAACAUGGAAUUUUAAUUGACACAUUUACAUGUUUAACUAAGGAGCAUUAAGGUUACCAGCAUGCUUUUAACCAAGACUAACUAAGAGGUUAACUAGUUAGUACAAACUAUAUUGAUGUAAUAAAUAGACUCUUCAUUUUUUCAGAAGAGGGAGCGAGCAGAUUUCUUUCAAGGGUCUGGCAUGGGCAGAACAUUGUAGGGGGCUGGCCUAUUUGUGGGGAGAGAAGGCCACGUGAGGGAAAUGCUGUUGUACAAAUGAUGACUUGAUUUGUGUCUCUUUGUAUAAUGAGGUGUACAAAUAUUCCUGUAUUGUUCAUUGCCCAAGCGUCGUACCUUUUAGCAACUUUGAAAAUAUUUUUCAUGAUUUAAUUAUAUUUAAGACCCUCCACUAAUCAGACUAAUUGUUGUGUUCAUGUAAAAAUGUUGAUACAAAGGAGGGGGAAAAUGUAUGGUACUUGAGUCAUAUCUAUCAAAUGUUUCAUAUCGUUCUUUUGUCUUUUUCCAAUUAAACUGUCAUGGUCAAACA
Varanus komodoensis (Komodo dragon) is the source of this 3753-nucleotide messenger RNA. RefSeq names its product 3-phosphoinositide dependent protein kinase 1 (gene PDPK1). Gene Ontology annotation, molecular function: protein serine/threonine kinase activity; ATP binding. The transcript has 13 exons. Gene Ontology annotation, biological process: peptidyl-serine phosphorylation; intracellular signal transduction. The record is from RefSeq and is a predicted model, not a curated record. Bases 858 to 2513 code for a protein of 551 amino acids. Lineage: Eukaryota; Metazoa; Chordata; Lepidosauria; Squamata; Varanidae.